Mycena indigotica is the source of this 2061-nucleotide messenger RNA. Its product is annotated as Btz domain-containing protein. Gene Ontology annotation, biological process: mRNA processing. The coding region runs from base 1 to 2061 and encodes 686 amino acids. Gene Ontology annotation, cellular component: exon-exon junction complex. The transcript is spliced from 2 exons. Gene Ontology annotation, molecular function: mRNA binding. The record is from RefSeq and is a predicted model, not a curated record. NCBI's taxonomy places the organism in Eukaryota, Fungi, Basidiomycota, Agaricomycetes, Agaricales, Mycenaceae.
AUGCCGUCCCUCACCAAGCGCGCGCCGCCGCCGGGGCCGGGCCAGAGCCGGUCGGGGUCCGACUCGUCCGUCGACAGCGACGACGCCAGCAGCGCCACAGACGACGACGACGACGAGUCUGACACCGAGCCCGUGUCGCGCCAUCCGACCCCCAACGAGAAGGAGAAAGAGAAGGGGAAGCAGCCGUUCUUUGCGGCCCCGACUGCGUGGGCGGAUAUGGUCGAGGAGGGCGGGGCCAAUUUGCCCGUUGUCGAGUUUGGCGAGUUUGACGGGAAAGUGGACGUUGCUGACCCAGCUCCCCGACCACCAGCAGCGAAUGGGCCUAAUAGGCGGCCGGGGCAGAGCGCAAGACAGGCAUAUCAGCAGCGCCUCGAAACGGACCCCGCGUUUGUCCCCGUUGUCGGCGAGUUCUGGGGCCACGAUGACAGGCUGUUGGACAAAGACCUCCGUAGUCUGAGCGGGUGGUGGCGCGGUAGAUGGCAGGGCAGGGGUCGGGCACGCGGGACGGGUUUUUUCAUGAGGGGUCGCGGGCGGGGUGGAUUUGUCGGUGGGCAGGCUCAGCCAGAGCAACAACAACAGUCGCAACAGCCCCAAGAGAACGAGUCUCCAAUGGACAGGCCGUGGACACAUGACGGCUUUGAGGAGAUGCGUAGAAGGGAGGAGGCCCGCAGGGGUGCGGCCCCCAGCCAGCCAACACGCGGCACCUCUUUCCGCGGUCGACCAUUUGGCCCCCAGACAACUCCCCCAGCCCGCGCAUUAGGGCGGCCCUGGUACAUCAUGAAGCCAGAGCUCAUGUGGACAAAGCAGCACGAAGGCUUCCUCUUCCUCGACCCGGCCCUAAAGCCACGCCCGGGCCAGCCCGCCGGCCUCCGUGUCCGCUUGCCUGGCGGCCAGCCGAAUAUCAUUCGUGCUAUUCCUCGGGCGUCUCGUACCACCAAGCCCCCGCCAAAAACGCUCCCGACUAACACCUUCGUCGUCCGUCUCCCGUCAACUGGCAAGGAAAAGCAGAAAGAGAAGGAAAAACAAGAGCCACCCACUUCCGAGCCUGGGGCAGCGACAACGGUAGCAGCAGCGGCCAACGCGUCAUUGCGACCCGACGCAGACGGUUGGGUUAGUCCUGAUGCCGCCGCUGUUGCACUUGCGACUGUCUCCUCUCCGCCGGCCGGCCCGCCUCCGACCCUCCCUUCCCAACCCCCAGCGUUCUACCCAUUCGCACCACCGCCUCCGCUUAUGGCGUUCCCACACCCCUCCGCCGGCCCGGCCUUUACCGCGCCGCAGCCCGUCCCGUACUCCUCGCCGUCGCCGCAAGGCUUCGUCACCCCGCCCGGCUUCAGCACACCGUCACCCGGCUUCGGCACGCCGCCGGCUUACUCAGCCCCGCUCCCGCCCGGCGUCGCCGUUGAUCCGCGUGGCGGGCUCUACGAGCUCGCGAGCGGCCGCCCGGUGCUUCUGUUUGGCGGCUUCCAUGGGCACCACAGCCCGUCGCCGAGCAUGAACGGACACCACCCGCUGCACCCCAUGCAUGGCCACGGGCACACGCCGUCGAUGUCGGCCCCGCCGGAGUUUGCGUUUGCGCGGCCGAAUGUGCGCGUGGAGAUACGUAAGCCGGAUGGUCUUCUGGAGGCGACGUCGCCGGUCCGGCCGUCACCGCUUUCACGUGACUCGGCCGAGGCGGGCGUAAAUGGAUCGGGGAAGAAGCUGAGGACGGGCGCGGCGGCGUUCGUGCCGUCGCACUCCGGCAGCGGAGGCGCGGGCGGCACGGGCAGCGGUGUGUUCUACCCGCCGCAGCCGGCGUACGAGGUGUUUGAUCCGGGGUACGAGCAGUAUGAUCCGGCGCUGAGCUACGAGCAGGGAUACGAGCAGCAGCAGCCGGGGAUGUACGACGCGUAUGGCGCGUAUGUUCCCGCGCAGUUUUAUUACCACCACCAGCCGCAGCAGACGACGUAUUACCACCACCCGAUGCCCGUGCCCGCGCACCAGCACCAGCACCAGCAGCAGCCGUCGCUGGGCGGGGAGCAGCAGCAGCAGCAGCAGGGGCCGGGGCCGGUGUAUUAUGCGUAG